This is a messenger RNA of Ilex paraguariensis (yerba mate), 345 nucleotides long. The record is from the annotation of a GenBank genome assembly. NCBI's taxonomy places the organism in Eukaryota, Viridiplantae, Streptophyta, Magnoliopsida, Aquifoliales, Aquifoliaceae.
AUGUCACCAGUUGGUAAAAGCACUCAUCCUAAACGUUCUUUGUUGACACCGGUGUCAUCAUCGUGGUUAAUGACAAACCGAUCAUUGCUUAAGAGACGAUUCCACCCACUUUUAGUUAUAUCAACAGGGGAUCCCCUUAGUCGCGGUUGGGCACUCAGUACUGGGCACAACCAAACUCAGGCCAUUAUUCUAUGGACUGCGCUCCUGGGCCCGGGCAUCAAUCCAGUCAGCUUCACCAGAAGUAGGUUUCCAGACGGUCAGGCAGCCUACAACACAUGCACGUUUUGGACACCAACACAGGAGGCUAGGCAGCAACCAAGGCGUGACCUAAGUGAAUUCAGCUAG